This is a messenger RNA of Pneumocystis murina B123, 339 nucleotides long. RefSeq lists its product as hypothetical. The record is from RefSeq and is a predicted model, not a curated record. The transcript is spliced from 2 exons. Lineage: Eukaryota; Fungi; Ascomycota; Pneumocystomycetes; Pneumocystales; Pneumocystaceae. Bases 54 to 302 code for a protein of 82 amino acids.
AUCUCUUCAACCUUCUUUUUUUAUAAAAUAUCCUAUUUUAUUUCUCAGACCUUAUGGCAUCAAGUAUUAAUCCUGAGUGUAAUGAACUUAAGCAGCGAUAUGACACAUGUUUUAAUAAUUGGUAUACUAAUCGAUUUCUUCAAGGUUCUCGCACUCUUGAAGAAUGUAACGAAUUAUUUCAGGCAUACAAGACAUGUUUUAUGAAAGUUCUUCAUGAAAAACCAAUUAUGGAGCUUUUAAAUCAUGCAAGGACUCGAGCUCCUUUUGAAGAAGGUGGCAAACGCCGUACCGAGAAUUCCUAGUAAAUCUGAAUACUUCAAUGAUCAUUGCAAAAGAAUA